CCAGCACCACCGACCGUGGCAGAGAAGCCGCACGAGGCGGAGGUCGCGGGACUGCGGAAGCGCGUAGCAGCCCACAGCGUCUCGCACUAGCGACACUUCCGCCCGCACGAGUCCUUCCGGGGUGGGGGUCACCAUGGCAGCGGCUUUGGCUCGGCUCGGACUCCGCUCAGUCAAGCAGGUUCGGGUUCAAUUCUGCCCUUUCGAGGAGAACGUGGAGUCGACAAGGACCUUCCUCCAGGCCGUGAGCAGCGAGAAGGUUCGCUGCACCAACCUCAACUGCUCGGUGAUAACUGACGUGAGACACGACGGCUCCGAACCCUCCGUGGACGUGCUGUUCGGAGACGGGCAUCGCCUGAUUAUGCGCGGCGCGCACCUCACCGCCCAGGAAAUGAUCACUGCCUUCGCCUCCCACAUCAAGGCCAGGGGUGCGGCGGGGAGCGGGGACAAGCCGGGCGCCAGUACCGGGCGCUGACAGCGCGGAGGAGACCAAGAAGCAGGUUUUCACCUAAGACUGCUAAGGACACAUCUAAGAAGACCUUGACUUAAUUGCUCAAAUCACUAUCUGGAAGACCACAGAGCGCAAAAGAAAAAAGAAAAGAGCCCUGUGACUACAAAUCCAACCAGUGUUUCUGGGACGAGACAAGAUGGGGAGGGGUCUGGACAAAUUUGAAUUUAUUUCACUUUCUUACCAUCACUCACUGCUUAAAACUUUUGAAUUUGGCUUCUUCCAGCACUACUCAAGGUACCUCUUACUCUUAUUAGAAAUGCUGUUUUCUCAGUCCUCAUUUUCCCAUUUCAGUAGCACCUGCCACUCUUAAUUCCCUCCCUUGUGUAACUUUUCCGCUCAGGUCCUUUUUCUUCUUUUAACCAUAAAGGCAUACUACUCUCCUAAUUUCUCUUCUCUCUUUUAUUUUUGGGGCAUCUCAUAUUCUGUCAUGACUUGAACUACCCUCUUGGGUUAAACCCUACAUUUCUGUUUGGCUCUAAUCUCAAAUUCUGUGCUAUAGUCAGGGUACUUACUACCAAUUUUCUCCAAAUUCCACCAACACUCUUUGUCUAACGCUAACCCGAUAAUCUUACAUACUCUAAAGUUGACCCUUGAACAAUGCAGGUUUGAAUUGCAGAGGUCCUCUUACAUGCCUGUUUUUCAAAUAAAUACAUAGUACAAGUACUACACGAUCCGUGGUUGUUUGAAUCUGCGGUUGUGGAACUGUAGGUGCUGACUGUAAAGUUAUCCCCCCAUUCUCAACUCUGUGGAGCGGUUGGGCCCCUAACUCGCAUCCCCACCCCCAUUGUUUAAGGGUCAACUGUACUUGCCUCCUCCCCUGACUUCCUCAUUCUUUUAAAAGGCACUUCAUCUGCUCAGCCACUUGAGCUAGAAACCACAGCAUUAUCUCUGGUUCUGCCCGCUCCCUUUCCCUGCAUAUCCAGUAAGUUCGUAAUAUUCUGUCUUAAACAAAAACUUCUGAAAUGUUCUCUACAUUUCCAUUCAUUCUCCUGUAUUAUUGUUGCAUUCUCCCACCUGGUCUCCUUUUUGCUAACCGUUUUUGCUGCUGCUUACUUUUAUUUUUCCAAAGCAUAUCAUUGGUUUUAUUAUUACAACUUGUUUCAGAGAACAGUGCCUAAAGUACUUUUUAGGCACCCUGCCUAAAGUGUUUUUCAUACUAGGUUACCACCCAUUAAUGUGGAUCAUGAAGUCAAUUUAGGGAGUUAAAUCAGCCUUUAAAAAACAAAGUAAAAUAGAAUAAAAAGUAUCAGUAGAUGGCACAUGGACUGGGAAAUAUUCUUUAAGAAACUUAAGUUUUAAACAUAUAAUCAUGAAUAUAGAUAUUAUAUAAAGUAUGUGUAUGUGUGUCUAUCUGCAUGUACUUGGUUGCAGUAUAGAAUUAUUUCUUACCGCAGGUUGUAGGAAAAAAUGGUUGAUAGCCACUGGUUUAGAGAAAAACUUCAGAAUGUUCAACUAGGCAAUCAAGAAUCUCUGGACACUGGCUGCUGUGUACUUUGCCAAAUAUAUUUCCUCCUACCCCAUUACUAUACUACUUCUCUCUUAAAAUGGUGAUAUCUUCAAAGGACUGGUUUUCCCCCCUCUCCUUUCAGAGAAAGAAAACUAUCAGACAGUAUAGUGUAGUAAAAAGCUAGAAUGCCUGGGAUUGAAAUCCUAGCUUUUCCCUUAAGUAGCUAUGUAACUUUGGACACAUUACUUAGUCUCUCAGUGCCUGUUUCUUCAUUCAUAAAAUGGGGAUAACAGUACCUGCCUCAUAGAACUGUUGAGAGAUUAAGUGAAUUGAUAUCUGGGACUUCUUAACCACUGGUGGUCCAGUGGUUAAGACUCUGCUCUUCCACUACAGGGGGCACGGGUUCAAUACCUGGUCAGAGAACUAAGAUCCCUGCAUGCAGUGAAUAAAUUGAUAUCUGUAAACUGCAUAGAAUAUUGAGUGAGCAUAGCAUAGUAUCUAAGAGGCCGUAUGUUAUAGGCCUCUUUACUGACGAAAGGAUACAACCUAGAUUUGAGUUCUCCAGGUCCAUGGUUAACUGGCCAUUAUCCUUGGCCAGAUUAACUACUCUCAUCUGUAAAAACAGGGAUGGUUCAAGCACUGCUGUAAACACGGAUUGAGUGCUGGCACUGUGCUUAUAGAUUGUGAACUUGAGGUUGGGGCUGUUUUCUCUGUGUCCCCUGCACCUUGCAUAGUGCCUGAUACAGAGUGUGCAAUAAACUUUUGUUGAAUUUACCAGUAUUUA
Molecule: messenger RNA, 2739 nt
Organism: Physeter macrocephalus (sperm whale)
Lineage: Eukaryota; Metazoa; Chordata; Mammalia; Artiodactyla; Physeteridae
Gene: MRPL53
Product: mitochondrial ribosomal protein L53
Exons: 3
Coding region: 134-472 (112 amino acids)
Cellular component (GO): mitochondrial large ribosomal subunit
Source: RefSeq, a predicted model, not a curated record